AUGGCAUUAGUUGACGCAGACUCGAGGUUUCUUUAUGUAGACAUUGGCGCCAAGGGCCGGUGUUCAGAUGGCGGAGUUUUCCAAGACUGUACUUUGCGUGAUGCAUUGGAGAAGGGCAAAUUGGGGCUACCAGAGCCAGCACCGCUACCAAACGAUGAUCAGCCUGUGCCGUACAGCAUAGUAGCCGAUGACGCAUUCCCAAUGCGUUCCUGGCUGAUGAAGCCGUACCCACAUCGACAGAUGACUAGGCAACAGCGAAUAUUUAAUUAUAGAUUGUCCCGUGCUCGCCGGGUUGUAGAGAACGCCUUUGGCAUUUUGGCACACAGGUAA
Molecule: messenger RNA, 330 nt
Organism: Anneissia japonica
Lineage: Eukaryota; Metazoa; Echinodermata; Crinoidea; Comatulida; Comatulidae
Product: protein ALP1-like
Exons: 1
Coding region: 1-330 (109 amino acids)
Source: RefSeq, a predicted model, not a curated record